Messenger RNA from Venustampulla echinocandica, 714 nucleotides. RefSeq lists its product as uncharacterized. The coding region runs from base 1 to 714 and encodes 237 amino acids. The transcript is spliced from 3 exons. The record is from RefSeq and is a predicted model, not a curated record. NCBI's taxonomy places the organism in Eukaryota, Fungi, Ascomycota, Leotiomycetes, Helotiales, Pleuroascaceae.
AUGGACCUUAAAACAACUCUCCCGUCCCAUUCCAAGAGCUACGAUGAAAGGAUGAAGCAGGUUCUUUUUAAUAUCCGCCUGUCCAAGAGACUUGUCCACUUCCUCGCUCUCACACUUUUUCUUAAUCUUUUUCUAACUUAUGGUCUGAUUUUUCACCCGCCACCACCAAGUGUUAGACGUUGUGCAGAAUUUAUCAGGGCGCAAUACCCAGAACUAGUUUUGCCGUCGGCCGCAAAUGUUCCUAGAUCUACCGAUAUAUCGUUGCACAAUGAUGUGGCAGCACCAGGAAAGGUUGAAACAACUGCGAUUGCGGUACGAUCAGCGAGUUCGUUGGACGAAUUGGGAGUGAUGAUUGGCCACAACGUUAGCCAUCAUGGAAUUUGGGACCAUACCCAGCUGGAGUUAAAUUACUCGGAUGUGGCAAUAGAGAACGAGGACUCGGUGCACGUAUUUGGACUUACCAGACCGGAUGGCACUGAAUCGCAAUUUUCCUACCUCGGAAACAGCACUGGAAACCAUGUGUUCAAGAUGGGUAUGGGAGCACCUGUCACAAGUAACAACUCCACGAUCCAUGGAAGGACAACGGUAACUAAGGGUAAACAGUACUUCGCCUGGGGAGGUGUCGAUUUUAUGGUCGACCCCAACAUCAGAGACGGAGGGUACUUGACCGACAGCCAAGCUGAUUGGGACGCGGUACUCGCGCAGGUAAGCUGA